This is a messenger RNA of Punica granatum (pomegranate), 1436 nucleotides long. NCBI's taxonomy places the organism in Eukaryota, Viridiplantae, Streptophyta, Magnoliopsida, Myrtales, Lythraceae. The record is from RefSeq and is a predicted model, not a curated record.
UAUAUAUCUCCAUUGAAGAAGCAAGAAGAAGGAGGAAGAAGAAGGAGGAAGAAGAUCCCACCGAAGUACCAAAGAGAUUCCAGUGGGCUGCCAUUGCACCGCGUUUCUCAUAUAAAUCUCUCUCUCUCUACAGCUUUACCUUCAUCAUCUCUCCGCAAUUCCCGGAGCCAAUAUCUCCCUCUGCGUCGGCCUUCGGGAAUCCUUCCAUGGCGGCUCUCAGGCGCCUGCUACCGAAGGCCUUCCUGGCGCCUCGCUCCUCGACGAUCUCCCGAUUCGUCUCCCCCCCUUCGACCCUCAAUCCGCAAACUGACCUCCAAUCAGCCGCCGCUGCCCUGAACCUUCACCCCCUCCGUCGCGGUGGGGACCCCAAGGGCAGGAACGUCCAGUGGGUCUUCCUUGGCUGUCCCGGAGUCGGGAAGGGCACCUAUGCAUCCCGGCUCUCCACCCUCCUCGGCGUUCCCCACAUCGCCACCGGCGACCUCGUCAGGGACGAGCUCGCUUCUGCCGGCCCCCUCUCCUCUAAGCUUUCCGAGAUAGUUAGACAAGGGAAGUUGGUGCCAGAUGAAGUCAUUAUAGAUCUACUUUCGAAAAGACUAGAAACUGGGGAAGCUAAGCGGGAGACUGGAUUUAUACUCGAUGGCUUCCCUCGGACUGUAAGACAGGCGGAGAUAUUGGAAGGAGUAACAGAUAUUGACUUGGUGGUCAACUUAAAGCUCCGGGAAGAUGCCUUACUGGUGAAAUGUCUUGGGAGAAGGAUCUGCAGCGAAUGUGGUGGGAAUUACAAUGUUGCAUGUAUCGACAUCAAGGGCGAGGAUGGAAACCCCGGAAUGUACAUGGCUCCACUGCUCCCCCCUCCACACUGCGAGACGAAACUCAUCACUCGAUCAGAUGAUACUGAAGAAGUUGUGAAGGAACGCCUUCGUAUAUACAACGAAAUGAAAGCAGCUGACUUCGGCUCAACAUGUGAAACUCAACCUUUGAACCUAGCUCAAGCUGGAUCCUGCUAUCUUCUUUCGGACAUAAAUUUGACGAAACCUGUAGAAGACUUCUAUCGGUCCAGGGGGAAGUUGCUGGAGUUUGAUCUUCCUGGAGGAAUCCCAGAGUCGUGGCCGAAACUACUUCAGGCUCUGAACCUUGAAGAUGGUGAUGACAAGAGAUCAGCAGCGGCAUGAUCUUGAGAACCACCUCGUAGUGUUUGUACGUAAAAGUUAAGUUGUAGGUCAAUUCAUUCUUUGCAUGCAAGUUACAUGCAUGGCUAUUGAUUUUGAGAACGAUGAUAAGAUGAGAUUGUGUAUAGUAAAUAAGCUCAGGAAUGAUGCAACCUGAAUGUACUCCUUUUUCUUUUUGAUAUGUCAACAUUCUUGUGAGGGCAGUAUUUGUUUGAGUAGAAGCUGCAUUCUGCUGAUGUUAAUGGUAUCACUUUCAGUUACUGAGCA